This is a messenger RNA of Malaya genurostris, 1633 nucleotides long. RefSeq names its product terpene synthase (gene qm). The transcript is spliced from 6 exons. Gene Ontology annotation, molecular function: prenyltransferase activity. Bases 130 to 1089 code for a protein of 319 amino acids. The record is from RefSeq and is a predicted model, not a curated record. NCBI's taxonomy places the organism in Eukaryota, Metazoa, Arthropoda, Insecta, Diptera, Culicidae. Gene Ontology annotation, biological process: isoprenoid biosynthetic process.
AUCAUCAUUAGUCGUGUUUUGAACUUGCCGGAUUUAGAAACCGUAACAAUUUUGUAUUGUUUUACUACUAACACCGAUUUUCUGGGACUAAUUUUGUUGUGUUGGGAGGAAAAUUGGUUCGCCUACAGAAUGGCAAACUUUGACAUGGAAGAAUUCAACGAAAUCUUGGAAAAGUGCCGAGAUCAAUCGCUACAGAAGGAACAGGACGCUAUUUUACUGGAACCAUUUGCAUACAUUCAGCAAAUACCGGGUAAACAGUUCCGGUCCAAGAUGGCAUUAGCCUUCAAUCACUGGUUAAACAUACCGGCCGAGAAAUUGGUUGCAAUUGGAGAAAUUGUGCAGAUGAUGCAUAAUUCUAGUCUACUAAUCGACGAUAUUGAAGACAAUUCUAUUCUUCGUAGAGGAAUUCCAGUGGCUCACAAGAUUUACGGAAUAGCAAGCACAAUCAAUGCCGGAAACUAUGUGCUGGUUUUAGCCCUUGCCAAGGUUAAUAAGUUAGGACACAAUGACGCCCAACAGGUGGUAACGGAACAGCUACUGGAAUUGCACCGAGGUCAAGGAAUGGAAAUUUACUGGCGUGACAAUUUUAUCUGUCCAACCGAGGCUGAGUACAAGCAGAUGGUGAUACGGAAAACCGGAGGGCUGUUUAUGUUGGCCAUUCGGUUGAUGCAAUUAUUCAGUGAUAACCAACAGGAUUUUACCAAGCUCACCGCGAUUUUAGGACUAUCAUUCCAAAUACGGGACGACUAUUGCAAUCUUACGUCUAAAUCCUACUCGGAUAAUAAGAGCUACUGCGAGGAUCUUACGGAGGGAAAGUUCAGUUUUCCGGUGAUACACGCUGUUCAACAUCAAAAAGAUCGACAAGUGUUGCAUAUUCUGAGGCAACGAACGCAAGAUGUUGAAGUCAAACGAUAUUGCGUUUCAUUGCUGGAGAAACUAGGUAGUUUUAAAUACACGGAAGAGGUGCUAGAAACUCUUGACAAUGAGGCUAGAGAAGAGAUUGAACGCUUGGGAUCCAAUCCUAUUAUGCUAGCCCUGCUGGAUGAUCUGCUUAGCUGGAAAACAGAUGAUGCGUGCAAAGAAAAGUGAACUCCUUCCGCACAUUUCAUGACGGACACCUUGCUUUCAGUUUUAUCUUCUUCUGUUGAGCAUACACCUCCUAAAGUUGAAACAUGCAAACGAUGUAUUAUAUUUUUGAUAUAAUUUUGUUUCAGUUCGGAAUGGAAAGACAACCUAGCAUUUAGCGACGAGUAAUUAGAAAAGACGAGCGGUUUCCUUAGGAAUGUACCUAUAUUUUGUAUGUGUGAUUUUAUCAAGUUUUUUUGCACCUUUUGAAAGACAGUUUCACCAAAGUAAGAAUGAACGCAAAAACAUUAUAAUAAUGUUAAAAUAUCGACAAACUAGAAAAGACUGUUACCAUUACCGGUAGCAAUGAUUUGUUAACUUUUUCUAUAAUUGGGUAAUAAAGGACAAAAUGACCGAGCCAAAUUGGAAUGCGAGAGGUUCAUGGACGAGCGACUAAUUUAAGAUAAUCUUUGUUAUGGCAAAAAAAACUAGAAAAAUAAGUAACUAAAAGAUUGUACUGUGUCUUUGAGACGUGAGUCGAUUGGAAUAAACUGAUUGUUCUCAUGUA